Messenger RNA from Gossypium raimondii (Peruvian cotton), 989 nucleotides. RefSeq lists its product as uncharacterized. The record is from RefSeq and is a predicted model, not a curated record. The transcript has 5 exons. The coding region runs from base 176 to 979 and encodes 267 amino acids. NCBI's taxonomy places the organism in Eukaryota, Viridiplantae, Streptophyta, Magnoliopsida, Malvales, Malvaceae.
UUUUUCCAACAAACAUUAAUUAAUAGCUAUAUAUUUCUGAUAUAAACCCAUCAUCUAGGAAUGGUAUUGGUUAUAGUAUAGGCUACCUCCAAAAAUAUGAAAUAUCUCCAAGGCUGAAGGCUCAAGCUUGAUUCAUUUCACCACUAGCAAAGGUGGAGUUUGGUUUUGUUUGAGAAUGGAGAAUCAAGCAAAAAAGGUGCUUCUCACUUCCAAUGGAGAUGACAUGUCAAUGAACAUUGCUUUGCAUUUAGCCAAACGUGGUUGCAGGUUGGUUAUGAUGGGAAAUGAAUGGUGCCUGAGGAGUGUGAGAGAGAAGAUAAUGGGUUCAAUAAAUGAUAAUAUAGUCCCAAUAGAAGUGGUUGGAUUGGAUAUGGAGGAGGAAAGAGAAGGCAUUUUUGAUGAGGCUGUAGAUAAAGCUUGGAAAGUGUUCGGAUCCAUUGAUGCAUUUGUGAAUUGUUAUGCUUACGAAGGAAAGAUGCAAGACCAUUUGCAAUUAGGUGAAGAAGAGUUUAGAAAAAUUAUAAAAAUAAACUUCAUGGCUGUAUGGUUUCUACUAAAAGCUGUUGGUAAGAGAAUGCGAGACCAUAAAUCAGGGGGUUCCAUUGUGCUCAUGACCACAUUCCUCGGAGCCGAAAGAGGACUUUAUCAAGGAGCUGCUGCUUAUGGUUCAUCCUUGGCUGCAGUCCAGCAGUUGGUCAGAUUAUCGGCUAUGGAGAUUGGGAAAUACAAGGUUAGGGUUAAUGCAAUAGCUCGUGGUUUACACAUAGAUGAUGAAUUUCCAGAGUCAGUUGGGAAGGAAAUAGCAGAGAAGUUGGUGGAAAGAGCAGCACCCUUGCAGAGAUGGUUGGAUGUUAAAAGGGAUGUAGCUUCAACUGUUAUCUAUUUAAUCAGUGAUGGUUCAAGAUAUAUGACUGGAACAACUAUAUUUGUUGAUGGGGCACAAUCAAUGACUAGGCCUCGAAUGAAAUCAUAUAUGUAGUUGUUUUGCA